This is a messenger RNA of Lottia gigantea (owl limpet), 966 nucleotides long. RefSeq lists its product as hypothetical. The transcript is spliced from 2 exons. The record is from RefSeq and is a predicted model, not a curated record. The coding region runs from base 1 to 966 and encodes 321 amino acids. Lineage: Eukaryota; Metazoa; Mollusca; Gastropoda; Lottiidae.
AUGGUCGAUUUACAAUUGAAAAAUUAUACUGGAACAGACAAUUCAAGCAGUAAAUUUGAAGAUUUUAGUCGGGAAAACCAAUCUGUCAAUCAAGUGUAUCAUAGUUCACGCAGACAUCAAAGAGGAGGCAGAGCUAAAUACGAAAGUAGGUCACGAACUGUCAGAGAUGAUUUGAGUAUUUUGGAUCGUGAUUCGGAAAUAAAACAAAAAGUGAAAGAUUAUGCAGAUAAACGUAGAAAUGUUCAAAUUUGUGAUAUUAAAAUUGGUGAUAAAGUGUUAGUAUUACAAAAACGUUUAAAUAAGUUAUCUACAAAGUUUGAAAAUGCUUUUUAUGUAGUUAUUGAGAAAUUUGGAUCUCAAGUUAUCGUGCAAAAUUGUGAAACUGGUGUUAAAUAUACUAGAAAUAUAAAUCAUGUGAGAAAAUAUCUUGAAGAGAAUGAUGAUUUAAAUUCUGAGGAAAAGGAGGAAAAUGUGAAAAGAAAUCAAAAUGUGAAUAGAGGUGAUGCGAUUCAUAAUCAAAAUGUUCCUUGUGAGAAUGCAAAUCGUGAAAAUAGAAACGUAGUUUGUGAAAGACAAAGUGGUUUUAAUCAGAUUCGAAACAGAAAUAGUCAAAAUAGGAAUAGUCAAAUUAGUCAAUAUGGAAACUCAAAACAGAGACAGUUAGGACAAUCCAAUCAACAAGAACUGUUUGCUAGAAAAAGAAUUGAUCAUAAAGGUGUUAUAAAUGAUUGCUCAAAAUUUGAAAAUGUUGUUGAUGAUAAUGUUCUUGAAAAUCCUUCAAAUGUCUUAACUGAUGAUAGUAAUGAUAUUGAUAAUCAGAAUAUUGAUAUACCUUUUGAUGAUAUUAGUACUAGUGAUAGCGAUACUGAAUUUUUGAAUGUUAAUAAGCAGGGCAAUAUUAGUAGAGGUAGACAAAAACGUAAGACAAGAUUACCAAAGUAUCUUAAUGAUUAUGAGCUCUAUUAA